Messenger RNA from Ectocarpus sp. CCAP 1310/34, 829 nucleotides. NCBI's taxonomy places the organism in Eukaryota, Phaeophyceae, Ectocarpales, Ectocarpaceae. The record is from the annotation of a GenBank genome assembly.
GUGGCGUAGGCCGCAAACACUCUAGAGUUUUUGCCCCUCGAGGGAAGCCACAUUGGGAUGAGCUCUGCUGGAGACGAAGGGCGCACUGCUGCGAGUCGAGAACAGAUCCGCCCGCUGGUGCAGGAGGGCAGUGAUGCGGAGCUUGCAAGUUUGCAACUGCAGGUUUCGCGAUUGGCGGCCCUGGUGGAGGAGUCGACAAAGAAGAAGGAGCCUGGUAGCGUCGCGGCAGAUGAAGCCAGUAGUGGCGGCUGGGUUGCCGCCACCGAGGCCAACAAUAAGAGCCCAUGCAGUCGUUCGGCGGUGACGGGGGAUUUCUCUUGCAGCAAGCGAGAGAUGGUGGGCAAGGACUACGGCAGCUACUGGAAGGCGGCUGGGCCAGCAGAUCGGGAGCGAACCCUGUUGGACCAGCCGGAGUGGGCCCGGGCAUAGGAACGGACUACGGGGAAGCGAGGGGGUAAAACCCCCCAGGUGAGAUACCCGUGGUUCGAGGAAAUGGAGAAUUCCUCGACCGCCACAGCAGGAGUAGUAGCCACAUGAAGAGAGUAACAGUCAAUGCCCCGCGUCUCGAAGGGGAGAGUCGCGGCCAUGGGUAUGACUCGUGGAGAAAGCCGCUUAUCCAAGCGGCCAAGACUGUAGGACUGGACGGCCAAUUGAUCGGCAACAACUAGAGACAUGCACCUGUCGGCAACCCAAACGUGCCAAGCUUGGAGCUGUGCCACCUCCAACACACGAGCGACGAGGUCCAGAGGGGCCUCCAAGCGUUCCAUAUUGUGACCACUGCCAUCGUCAGAGAAGCCGACAAGGCGAUCGUCAACAAAUGCGAGACCGC